Molecule: messenger RNA, 1083 nt
Organism: Prosopis cineraria
Lineage: Eukaryota; Viridiplantae; Streptophyta; Magnoliopsida; Fabales; Fabaceae
Product: S-adenosyl-L-methionine:benzoic acid/salicylic acid carboxyl methyltransferase 1-like
Exons: 4
Coding region: 1-1083 (360 amino acids)
Biological process (GO): methylation
Molecular function (GO): S-adenosylmethionine-dependent methyltransferase activity
Source: RefSeq, a predicted model, not a curated record
AUGGACGUGGCUCAAGUGUUGCAUAUGAAAGGAGGCACCACAGAAACAAGCUACUCAAACAAUUCUUUAUUCCAGCAAAAGGUGAUUUCUUCAACAAAGCCCAUAAGAGAGGAUGCUAUAGCUUGCUUCUAUAGAGAAGCAAACCCUCGAAGCCUAGCAAUUGCAGAUUUGGGCUGUUCAUCUGGACCAAACACUUUCUCUGUCUCCUUUGAUUUGAUUGAAACUGUGGAGAAGCUUUGUAGAGACCGAAACCAAGAAUCUCCAGAAUACAUGAUCUUCUUGAAUGACCUACCAAGUAAUGACUUUAACACAAUCUUCAAGUCUUUUGAAAGCUUUGAACAAAAGGUAAGUAAGGAAGUGGUUGGUGGGAGUGGUCCAUGCUACAUCACUGGUGUUCCUGGUUCCUUUUAUGGAAGGAUUCUCCCAACUAAAUCUUUGCAUUUUGUUCAUUGCUCCUACAGUCUUCAUUGGAUGUCUCAGGUUCCUCGGGGUGUAGAAAACAACAAGGGCAAUAUUUACAUGACAAGCAAAAGCCCUUUAAAUGUGUGCACUGCUUACUACCAUCAAUUUCAAAGUGAUUUCUCAAUGUUUCUCAAGUGCCGUGCUCACGAACUUGUUGAAGGGGGUCGUAUGGUACUCACACUCUUGGGAAGAGGCAAUCAUGAUUCAUCAAUGAAUAAAUAUUGCCACAUCUGGGACAUUGUAGCUGAAGCACUUAAUGUCAUGGUCUUGGAGGGGAUAAUAAAGGAAGAUCAAAUGGAUUCAUUCAAUGUUCCAUUUUACAGUCCAUCCUCAUCUGAAUUGAAACUAGAGGUUGUAAAAGAAGGUUCCUUCACAAUUAAUUAUUUAGAGGAAUUUGAAACAAGUUGGGAAGUUGCUUAUGAUGAGAAGCGUAAUGGUAGUAAAGAUUAUCAACUAACACAAUUCAUGAGAGCUGUGGUAGAACCUUUGCUUGUUAGCCACUUUAGAGAAGCUAUAACAGACCAUCUCUUUUGGUAUUGCCAACAAAUACUAGCUUGUCAUAUGUCUAAGGGAAACCUUGUGCAUCUCAGUCUCUCCAUAUCUUUAACCAGAACAAGUUGA